CAUAUUGUUCCGCCUAAUUACAGUUGACUUCGAUGAUCUUUAUAAUUGGAUUAUUAAAUUCAGAACAUCCUCCUCAUCGUCUAUCCAAGAAGAAGAACCAAAUCUCCUAUUUCUCUCUCUAUAAUCACAAAACUCAUAUAACAAUGGAGAAAAUUGGGAAAAGAUUUGAAGGGAAAGUGGUGAUUGUAACAGCUUCUACCCAAGGUAUUGGAUUUAGCAUAGCUCAGAGACUUGGAUUUGAAGGUGCUUCUGUUGUUAUCUCCUCUCGCAAACAGGAAAAUGUAGAUGAAGCAGUAAAGAAACUGAGAGAUGGAGGAAUUGACGUGUUGGGAUUAGUAUGUCAUGUCUCAAAUGCACAACAGAGGAAGAAUUUGAUAGACAAGACUAUUCAGAAAUAUGGGAAACUAGAUGUGGUUGUGUCAAAUGCCGCUGUCAAUCCUUCAGUAGAUGCAAUCUUAGAAACUAAAGCAUCAGUCCUUGACAAGCUUUGGGAUAUCAAUGUCAAAGCGUCUAUACUAUUACUACAAGAUGCAGCUCCUUACCUUAAGAAUGGUUCAUCAGUUGUUCUAAUUUCCUCAAUUUCUGGUUACUCGCCACCAGCUUCAAUGGGUAUGUAUGGGGUGACAAAAACUGCGCUACUCGGACUUACAAAGGCUCUUGCAGCUGAAAUGAGUCCAGAUACUCGUGUAAACUGUGUAGCACCAGGUUUUGUACCAACCCAUUUUGCUGAUUUCAUCACGAGUAAUGAACAAGUGAGGAGAGAGAUUGAGGGUAAGACAUUACUCCAUAGGCUUGGAACAACACAAGAUAUGGCUGCGGCUGUUGCUUAUUUGGCUUCUGAUGAUGCUGCUUAUGUAACUGGAGAAACUCUGGUUGUUGCUGGAGGAAUGCCUUCCAGACUCUGACUUCUCGAUUGCAGUGCCUCCCCUUGUGGUUUUAGCUCGCUUGCGUCGGGCUAGGAGGGACAUGCUUAUGAUGUUAUGCAAGUCCUGUGACCGGUACCAAGGGGAAGCAUGAAUCAGACCAAUAAGACACUGCUCUCUGCAUGUUGUUACAACAACAGAAGCCCACACUGGAAUUUCAUUACCUUAUUCCUUAAACCACUUUUGUAGAACUUCUUGCUUUUAGCUCUCUUCACCUUGAGAGCAAAUGGCAGGGUUACAUUAUUAUGAUGUCAGAGGCAAACCGUGUCUUGUCCAGUAGUUGCAUGCAUUAUGAUAUUCAUAUAGUCAACCUCGACUUAUUUAGCACUGAAACAAUAACAUGAGCAUGAGCUACAAGAUUUUUAUCUCAAUUGAUAGGUAAAAAUCAUCAAAAGUUUGAGGUGAAACUUCUUUAGCAUUACAAGGUGAAUAGCCUUAGAGGGAUAGUUUGGAAAGUGUGCUCUGAAUUGAAUUAUUUGUGUCAGUAGUUAGCAGAUUGCGAGAUGAUAAUAAACACACAUAGCAUUGAAAAUGCAUCUAUAGGACAUUUGAAUUUUCAA
Molecule: messenger RNA, 1483 nt
Organism: Solanum dulcamara
Lineage: Eukaryota; Viridiplantae; Streptophyta; Magnoliopsida; Solanales; Solanaceae
Product: tropinone reductase-like 3
Exons: 6
Coding region: 33-905 (290 amino acids)
Molecular function (GO): oxidoreductase activity
Source: RefSeq, a predicted model, not a curated record